GACAGAGCAGCACAGAGCGGACAGAGCAGCAGAGGACGGACGUUAAUGCUCGCUCUUUCCACAGCAGCAUCCCUCUGAGGAACAGCUCAACCUCUGGCAGACGCCACAACUCAAACGACAGGCCCGAUGACUCCUGGAUUGAGACCCACGGUGCUUCUGCUGCUGCUGAUUUGCUGUUGGCAGCUGAACACGGCCAAAGAUGGAAAAUCUGCAAAGAAAGGGAAGAAAGGAAAGCAAGUGAUCUGUCCAUCACAACUGUCACCAGAAGAUCUGGCCCAAGUUCCAGCUAACUCUACCUCUAACAUCUUAAAUCGUCUGAUGGUCAGUUAUGAUCCAAGGAUCAGGCCUAACUUUCAAGGUAUCCCAGUUGAGUCUAGAGUGAACAUCUUUAUCAACAGCUUUGGGUCCAUCCAGGAAACAACCAUGGAUUACAGAGUUAAUAUAUUUCUUCGUCAGAGAUGGAAUGACCCUCGUCUACGACUCCCCACCGAUUUCAAAAGUGAAGCCCUGACCGUUGACCCCAACAUGUUCCAGUGUUUGUGGAAACCAGACCUUUUCUUCGCCAAUGAGAAAAAUGCCAACUUCCAUGAUGUCACGCAGGACAACAUUCUUCUGUUUAUAUUCAGGAAUGGAGAUGUCCUCAUCAGCAUGAGGCUGUCAGUGACACUGUCUUGUCCCUUGGACCUUACUCUCUUCCCCAUGGACACACAACUCUGUAAGAUGCAACUGGAGAGCUGUGAGUAUUGA
This is a messenger RNA of Nematolebias whitei (Rio pearlfish), 747 nucleotides long. Its product is annotated as glycine receptor subunit beta-like. The transcript has 6 exons. Gene Ontology annotation, biological process: signal transduction; chloride transmembrane transport; regulation of membrane potential. The record is from RefSeq and is a predicted model, not a curated record. Bases 127 to 747 code for a protein of 206 amino acids. Gene Ontology annotation, cellular component: postsynaptic membrane; neuron projection; synapse. Gene Ontology annotation, molecular function: neurotransmitter receptor activity; extracellularly glycine-gated chloride channel activity; transmembrane signaling receptor activity. NCBI's taxonomy places the organism in Eukaryota, Metazoa, Chordata, Actinopteri, Cyprinodontiformes, Rivulidae.